UUUCUGUUUAUCUCAAACAUGAUGCCAACGGUGGUCAGCAGUCUUUCUUUCCCACUGAUGGGAAUGGUCCAGGAAAACUUGUGGGAGCUCAAAACAGGGAUGUAUAUCUCUGCUCACACUCACCAUCCUACUUACACUCACCGCUGACAGCCUCCAGGGCCAUUUCAUUUAGAGCUUGCUUUAUGUUCACAAUGCGCACCUCAGGGGACUCAUUCCAAGAGCAGCCCAGGGCAGAUCAGGCCAGACUCCUCAGGACGUUAUUUUGUCCCCAUGACUCUAACCCUGACUGUGACCCUGGAGGAGACGGUGUUGAUGCUCUUGAAGAGUAGAGUCAUCCAAAUGCUGUGUUUGGUUCAGGUCCCAACUAAAACCUUCCUUGAAAACCAAGAUGAGCCAUACUCCAGUUGAACAGUCCGUGAUGGACUUGAUCGUCCUGUUCCACAAAUACACCAAACCUGAUGACAAGAUUGACAAGCCGGGCCUGCUGAAGAUGCUGAAGGAGAAUUUCCCUAACUUCCUCAUGGCUUGUGAAAAAAAAGGCAAAGAUUUCUUGGCACAUAUCUUUGAGGACCAGGACAAGAAUAAUGAUAAGAAGAUUGACUUUUCUGAGUUUCUGUCGGUGUUGGGAAUCAUAGCCACGGACUACCACAAUCACAGCCACGGAGCCCCGCUCUGUUCUGGGGGAGGACACUGAGCCCAGCCCAGGCUGACACCUAAAAGAAACAAUAAAGUGUGUCUUUUGCCCAGA
Molecule: messenger RNA, 748 nt
Organism: Myotis daubentonii (Daubenton's bat)
Lineage: Eukaryota; Metazoa; Chordata; Mammalia; Chiroptera; Vespertilionidae
Product: protein S100-A7-like
Exons: 3
Coding region: 389-694 (101 amino acids)
Biological process (GO): endothelial cell migration
Cellular component (GO): extracellular exosome; cytoplasm
Molecular function (GO): calcium ion binding; transition metal ion binding; calcium-dependent protein binding
Source: RefSeq, a predicted model, not a curated record